AUAGUGAAGACGACAUCUUCGUAGCCAGCAGUGUUACUGUAGUAGACUUUGCACAUCGUCAGUUUUGGUUUUUCAUUUUAAAAGUUAUUUAAUGUGUGUUUUCUUCUCAGCAGCUAGAUGGUUGUUUUAGCAGCGUGUGUCCUUUUUUAAACACUGUGGAUAACAGCCCGUGGAUUUUGCAUUUUUAAAUAAGCUCUCAUAGAGUCAUUGCAGCAUAACUGUGUCUGCUCUUCUGUCAGUGAAAGGAAACGUGCAUCUGGGAGCCACAGCCUGACAUCACACAGCUUUACUGAAGACAGAGCCAGGUCUGAAGGUGUCAUUUAUUAUUGGCUUUUUUGUUUGUUUCAGCUGUUUUGAAUUAGGGUUUUGUGGUAGGAGGAUAGCGGGGAAAACAGUUCACAAAUCAUCGUUUAAUGAGUUGUUGUUACCAGUUGUCAUUGUCCUCACGCUUCCUGCUGUCUUUGGUUUUCUUCCCUCUGAUAAUGCUGUUUUCUGUGGGAGAGACAGAAUAUUGUGGGAGUAGUUUCUUAAAAUGUGUAGCUGGGAUAACUGGAGUGAUUAAUGGCAACACAGAAAGCAUUAUUGGCACUUGUUGCAGUGAGUAGUUCAGUACUUUCCUAUGGUUGAUCUCAUAUUUGUUCAAGUAGUCUUAUAGGGCAACACAGCUACUGAAAUGUUAUGGACUUUGACAUACGUGGUGCUCAGGAAGAGGUGGUGGUUUGGUUUCCUGAGGGAAAACUGCCUCAGCUAAGCGUUGGAAGGACUUGGACGAGUCAAAUACACUGUAAGGAACACAGUAAUGUUUUUUGGUGUUGCUUUUGUUCUUCAUGCUUUAAAAACAGAAGGUUAAAAAUAUGAGUUUAAAUCAGUGCUUAGAAAGAAGGGGCAGCAGCGAGGUCCUGUUAUUCAGGUAAGACUGUUAUCCAGACUACUUCAGUUAGUUGACAGUUUGUGUGUUUUGUAAUGCUCUAUUUCUUUAUUUUGUUAAUGACUGAUGAAGCUCUUCAGCUAAUAUUUGUAACUUCAAUUUCACAAUAUUUUGAUUUAGAAAUUAAAGACGUCCCUUACAGUUCCUUGAUUGCAAGCAUAUGAAUGAAAAGCACUCAGCGUAGAUCCUCGUGGCCAGGCUUCCCAUGUACCCGUGAGUCACCUGCUACACUGACAGUCCUGGGGGACAUUGAGCAACGGGGAAUGUCUGGUUUGUGAAAUUGGUGCAAUGCUUUAGAAAUCUACAAUGCCCUCGGUACUGAUUUUAUAUUACUUACUGCUGACUUUUACCUUUCUAACUUCCUUCGCUAAUUUUUACGAGGUUUUUCAAGCCUGACUUCUGUUUCAGCAAUCUUUGAGAGCAAGUAAGGAGAUUCAGUUUUGGAAAACAUUGAUGAUUUGAGUAAAUAAAGCUCUUCCCAGACGUGUAUUUCAUUUUGCAGGCAUUUCAUGGCACAGGCAUAUUGCUCAAGCUGCUAAGGUUCAUUAAGUAUUUAGGUACGAGUUGUGAGCGUUAAAACUACAAACACUAAAUGAAUGCCCGUAAAUACUUAAUGAGCUUUAGCACUCAACUUUGAAAUGGUGCUACUGUUAGCUUUUUAAAAUUGCUGUUAAAAUCAUAUCCUGCGUGAGAAAGAUCUGAUCAGGAAGCAAACAGCAGACAUUUUGCAUCUGAGCAGCUUGCACGCUGAGCAGCCCCCAGUUACGCCGUUACAGCCUGUUGUUUCAGCCUGUUGCUUGAGGGAUCAGGGUCUCUUUUGGGGAAUCAGCUGAUUGAUUUUCCUCCUCUGAACUCAACUGCAGAGUGCUUGCACUUUUACCCAGAAAAGCAUUCAUAGAAAUAUACUUAUUGGUGGUAAGAAAAUAAAUAGCAUAGAAGAACGCAGCAGGAUUUUAUUAGCCAGCUUUUCCUCGAUAGAAUUCAGUGUCUCAUCUGUUUUUUCCGUGCAGCAUCAGCCUCUUGUCGUUGCAUUUCUACCUUUUCAACAGCACAGUCAUCUUCUGCAAGAUGUAGCAAAUGUUAAAGGGAAAUGCUUUCCGUUCCAGCAGAAUUGAUUGCAACCUUUUGUGCUGCUGGGGCACUCCAGGAGGUUAGUUCCCUUUGGAUAGACAGCAAAUCCAUCUCGUGGUUUUGGGUUAACUUUAGCAAAUCUUAGCCAAAUCAAGGUAAAUCAUGGGAUGUCAUUUCUUACGGCUCUGUCAGUGGCAUUUUUCUGUUUUCUACUUUUGAUUAUUUUAGCUAAGUCACUAGACUUUUCCAUGGCUGGCUGUAGUGUGCUGCCUGUUAAAACAUCAGGACACCGGUGCUGGUACUAAAUCACGUCAGCCAACUGCCUGUGCUGCCUUACAACAUCACGUUGUAAAAGCGUUGUUAUUAUUCAUGUAUUGCCCUUUCUCUUUCAUUUUUCCUCCAAAAAUGGCUCGUGGGUAAGCUGAUGGGGUUGGGAAAGUUCUCAUUGAAGAAGCUGUAUGAACGGAUGUAAAACUUCUUUGUGGGGUUCAUUCUCUUUUUAAAAUGCUCAUUCUGAUUUGCUAUGUAUCAAAAGGAGGGAGAGUGUUUGGGUUAAAGGAGGACAUUUGUCAGUGCCUUAUUAUUAUCUUGAAUACUGAUCCUGAUCCUUCAGUGCUGAGAGUACCACAGACUUGUGAGCUGUGCCCUUGGUGUUACAGGGGGUAACAUUCCCUACAGUCAUCGUUUCUGCAGAAGAGUUUAGCUGCUUUGGUCAGUGCAAAAUAGUUGUGGCUUGGGUUGCUGUAGUAUUUCUUCUGUCGUUGAAUGGUCUCUCUUUAGGAGAAAUGCAGCAGUAUUUGGUAGCUUGGGCUCGUGCAGCUUGUAUCAGACGUAGCUCAGACUUCCUUAAAAUUAAUUUAUUGUUAUUUGGUUUGUGUCUGAAUGGAUGUAGUAGUGGAGAAAGAAACCUGAAAAGGAUUGUCUGAGUCACGGCCUGGAACAUACGAGCUAAAGAGCUCAUGUGCUUAGAAAUGAGCAUGCUUUGCUGUCCCAUUUCUUUUGAUUUAAACAUGGAAGGGUGUAAUUAUGAGAGGAUUUAUUUCUUAACAAGCUUUUUGUCAACAUAAAAACUGCAGGAAAAAAUGUUUGGGGGGAGAGAAGGCUGAAUAAAUCCAUCUGAUUCUUUCAUAAUAGCCCGUAAGCUCAGUUAUGUGUAUUAGGCUUCUGGUGCCAACACAAGGUAGAGAGAACUAUCCUUUACUGAAACAACUGCUGCAGAUUGUUUUAGUACCAAGGCUUUAUAGGCAUCGGAAGGGGAAAUGAAAGAAUAUGUUGUUCUUAGGGAAUUAAAUGUUAUUUCUCUGUUUUCCUGCAUCCUUGAUAAAAACAAUGGCAAUUUUACUGUGGUGUUAAUGGAUGUUGGAAAGGGAAGGAUAGUACGAAGUUCUAUCUUACGCUUUCUAAACAUCUGUGGAGAUGGCAGAAUGGUUAGGUUAAGGGAGAAAAGCCAAAUGAUUUAGGUUAGCUACGCAUAUCGAAGAGGAGAGCUGAUAAGUUUUUCUUGAAGUUACAUUACUAAGAAAAAAAGCUGUAAUGAACUGAAAUUCCCGAUGAUGCUGGCCAUGUCGUGGCUGUGGCUGUCAGCCUGAUCUUCCUCUUGAAUUGCUCAAAGCACCGUGAAUAUUCCGUUUCCCUUUUGUGUUUGCUUAGCAUAUUAUUUUUCUUUCUUUGGGUAAGUUCUGACCUUGAAAUGUGUUUCUUGGACGUAUCUCUUACCAUUCCAAAGCCGUUGGCAAGUAAAACAGAAAAGCGGUGUAAAUUGAUGAAAUAAAGGUUGAAAGAAAGGGUUCUAGGUUGCCUUGAUUGCAGGCACCUCUAUCUCCGUGUGUACAGGAAUGUAUGCAUUUAAGCACUGCUGUACUCAAGUGUGAAAAGCACCAGGAAUCAUAUCGACGUUUCAUAAUGAACCUUUAAGGACCAACCAUCACUGGAAGGGGGAUCGAGGUUGUCAUGCAGUAAACACAGCCGUCUGUAAUAUUCCCUGCCGGCGUGAGGCGUUGCAAUGGUAGAGUGAUUGCACUAUGAUCUCAUGGAGUGAUGUGCAGUUUGGCUGCCCUCUAGCCUGUUUUUCUUCAACAUUUUUAAUACUCUGUGUGCGUGUGUGCGUGUGUGUGUGUGAAAACUGUGUGUUUGCAUAAGCUAGUUUAAAUGAAUUGAAGUACAGGUUUCAAAAAGCUUUCCUACUGAAAUAAAUGAUUUAAAAGACGGCCUGUGUCUGAAGUUUUGAUUUCUCUUGCCAAAAAAGCUGCAUGGAUGCAACCACCAUUAUUUGCUGUGUGGAAUUUGACCGUCUUUUGGAAUGAUGCUGAGAUAAGCUGGAGUUUGUGGAACUCUUCUUGGUGAACCUCUGGAAUACGGCAAGUGAAUAUUCCACUGUCAGCUGGUACAAAGGAGCCCAUAAGCUAGCAGGGAAAUGCAGCUCAUUGAAGAGAUCUGCGCUGUUUUGUUUCAGGGAUUAUUCAGUUAAAUUGUGUGUUUUUUCUUUCCAUUGCAGUUUAUCAGAUUUUUCUCAUUUAUGGGUAUGAUAAACUAAGCUCGCUGAACACAGAUCUCAGGCACAGUGGUUUUAACUUAAGGACGCGGAUGAUGAAUUAAAAUGAAGAACAAAUGAACAGCGGGAAAGGGAUUGUUCUUCACUAGCUUUUUGGUUGGUGUUCUCCCCACUUUCUCUGCCUUUUUAUUCCCCCUAAGCCCUACUAAGGGAUCAUGCAGCCCUCAGUGUGAAAUGCUGUGGGGUCACUGCUUGUGAGAUUGUGAGCCUUGGGCUCCUUUCCUCUUUUUCCUUAAUGGAACAAUUUAUUUCCAAUGUACAUACAAAGGAGCAGGGCUAAAGUAGACUUCUUUCUCCCUUUUGUUACUUCCAAAUGUAUUUUUUUUUUCCUUUUUGCAUGUGAAGGAACCCAGGUGGAGGGAGGGAGAGGGCUUUGAGUCUGGGAGAAGUGGAGAAACCAAACCACAGCAAGGUGCUGCCAGAGGCAUGGAAUAACAGAGCUGCAAAUAGAUCAUCUUUAUGUAUUAAUCUCAGAUUUUGUGAGUGAGAAUGUUAGAUACCAGAUGAUAUCCAGAUGUAAGCAGAUGAUAUUGUUCUGGCAUGAACUGUACGCCUUGAUUGAACAGUGGAAAGACGUGUUUUUGUAACAGCAAAUAAAUUGCAUACAGCAGGCUGUAUGCAAUUCUGUUCUACCUUGUAAUGUUAUUUUCACUUAAAUUGAGCAUCAUUAUGAAAACAUGCAUCCUUAUAAACAUAAUGCUUAUCUUUGUGCUCUCGGUUCCCAAAUUCUUGUUCAAUUUGGGACAAACUAAAGAUCCAAAGUCAUCUUGUUUCCCUGACCUGUUAGCUGCUGCUGUGCAAAGCUCACCUUUACUGAAGGUCUUCAUUUUCUUUAGACAAAGCAGUUUGCAUUUGGUAUGUGUAACAUGAUAGAGUAUCAUAGGAACCAGAUAACAUGUUCCAGAGUAUGAGUGCAGCUUUUGUUUUGAAAGGUUCAAAAGGGCUUUGCAUAAAGGUGAUCUGCAAAGGGAAAAACUUCUUUUAUGGAAGAAGGAUAAGUUGAACUGUUGUAAGGUCAAAUAAUAUAGCUAAGCAUUUAGAUAGAUAUAUAAAGAAACAUUGUAAGAGCACUUUGCAACCAAGGAUAACCUCUGGCUUAUGCAGCUUGCACCAUGACCAUGCAGAACUUGUUUAAUGGUUGGAGUACAAGAGAAGCUCGUUGUGUAGACAGAGCUGUAUGGAAAUGUUCUAAGCAAACAUGGGGAGAGGGAGCUUUUGCCUUGCACAGGAGCACACUCAAAGCAGUAGCUUAGAGUAAAAUUUACAGUGUUGUGAAUAGCUCAGUAGCAUUAUGCAAUAGUACUGGGAAAAGCAUAAGCAAAUCCUGAGUUUCCCGGUGCUGAAGUAGCAGAAUGCACUUCAUUGGGCAUAAACAUACGAGGAGGAUUAAUUCAAAACAAGAUUGUCUAAGUGGUGCUUAUCACUGUAUAUCCAAAAUACUGUUAUAGGAAGUUACCAAACUGAAGGCAGUCUCGCCUCAGUAAUCAGUGCUCCACUGGACUGAAAUCCAUAAUCUGUAAUCAUAUCGGUGCUGCAGUUCUUCUCAUGCCUUAUCAUUGAUACCUGUGCUGCUGUGGAGUACAUUUUAGGCAGUUUAAGUGGCUUCUGACAGUUAAUGAUUGGCUUAUGCUCUGAAAGCAAUAUAGCUUGAUUAUUUACAUCUCAUACAAAAUAAUGAGGGCUGUAAUAAAAUGUUUCUGCUAGUCUCUUAAUUAUCUUGAUGUAAUCCAUUCCAGCUCCAGCCAUGCUCAUUUAUGAGGAUCCAUCGCGCAGAAGUCUGUCUAUGGAACUUUCCUAUAAAGCCUGUGGCAUUCCAGUUUGACUGUGGAAGCAAGUUUUCUUUUACAGAAACUGAUACUGGUGUGACGAAGGAGGACAGGUAGCUCUAGAGACUUCAGAGGUUGCAGAAUACAGCAGCUUUUCCCAGAAGUGUAUCAGAGUCUUGCUUCCAGUAAUGUCUGAACACUGUGGUUACGGAGAAAGGAUGAUCCGUUCCUGGGUCCUCUUGCCUGCAGUGCUGUGUGCCACCAAAGCAGUAGAUGAACUCUCGCUAUCGACUGGAAGCAAGUUCCAUUUGGCUGUAUGAGAACUGCCAAACAGAGCGACCUGAUGAUGGCUGUAAGCUGGGGAAGCUGUUCCUCAGGAGUGGUGGUGCCUUAUUGCCCCGUUCUUAGUCUCAGCAAGGAGUUAGGUAUCUCUUCUUACCGGGCUGCUCAUUAGCAGGUCUGUGUGCCUUACAGAAGGAAUUGGUAUCACACUGUCAUUUUGCUGCAGAGGGAGAAACUGAGGCAUAAUGGAGCAGAAAAAAACAUUGUGGUUGGUGCGUAGCAGUAAUAGUAGUGCCAGGCUGGAGAUUAAGCCAGCUCUGCUGAGAUUUUAUCCAAUACUUUCCAGUGGGUCAUAAAUGCAUAAAGUAAUCAGGCAAGGACUUUGUCAGAGCACAUCUGCUCCAGUGUUUCUGGUAAAAGUACAUCCGUUAUCCCAAUUAAAUCAUAUGGUCCGGCACUGAUGAUGUGUGAAGGUAAAGCCAUCAGUGGCCUGGCUGUGUCUUUCAGACAGACCAAGAAGAAUGUUGGGCAAGCUAAAUCCAUUUAAUUUCUGGUGCUGCCAAUGCUGGAUAUGGGUGUACGUGGAAGUGGAGCCUCAGGGAUUUCACUGGGGGCUCCAUGUGGACAAAAUGAUCUCUUUCACUCAAGGAAGCUUAUAAUAUCAAAACCACUGUAAGAAAAUGGUCUCUGUACAAAGCUUACCGAGAUGAAGGUUUUCCAAUGGCAUGUCAGUUAAAAUUCCCAAGAAGUGGUUUACCUGAGAUUAAUAAUGCAUUUGGAGGAGGUCUGUGAGAUAGCCUGCUGCUCCUGUCAAGUCUCCUGCCAGUCUCAGAAGGGAGGAGGUAAGUUGUAUUUUCCUCUUGCUGUUCUGCUUGCAUAAAAGUGACCUGGGAAAAUAAGAGUAAAAUAGUUCCUUCAAGCAGAUGAGGCAAGGAGAAAUUGGUUGACUGGGUCUAACUGCAAAAAGGAAAUGCAAACCCCUCAAUUCACCCUCAUGCUAAGGUGUUGUGGUUUUUUUUUGAAGAAUAAAAGGAGGUAGCAGAAUUCAUGCAAGGCUUUAUACGUUUGUUUUCUAUAACAGUGCUUUGUUUCCUUUUGGUCCUUCAAGUCCUUUUUCAGUACUGGAAAUAAGCAACCACAUAGAGCAGGAUUUUUCCCUGCUGCUGUGCAUGUGUAUGAACAGCUUCCAAAGGAGGCUUUUGUGGGGCAUCAGAUGGGUUUACCUUGGGCUCAAUGAGUCCUUCAGUUAGGUUUUAAUAUAUUAUUUUCCCUGUCAUUUCUGCUUAGAUAGUGACAUUGAAUGCUCUGAUGAUAUCAACCAACUAUGUGUUCCUUCACUGUCAAGUAUUUGGGAUGGAAAUUUAGCAGGCAGUUAGAUUAAAAUAAAAAUAUCCUGCUGGCAAGGAAAUAAAUUGAAUUAAGUCGGUGCUGCUCUGAAUGUUGGUAACUGUGGAUGAGUUUUCAUGGUUCAUUCUGAAGAGCUACCGAGGCACCCAACAGCUCAUAUAUUAAGGCUAAAUUACUGUUGUUAAAUUUAUUUCCCAAUUCUCUUUGGUAUUUAAAAAAUGCAUUAUCCCCACAUUGCAAAACUUGAAGAAGCUCUUUAUCCAUACCUCGGAACACAAGAAAUGGAAAAGCAGCAUCUAAAGCAAGAGAAGAUUGUCACAUGAACAACUGCACGUAAACCGGCGGUGAAUAAAAGAUGUUCCGUGCCAUCAGGGAGAGGGAAAUCUCCUCUUAGAGCUUCACAAGGGAAGUGUAGGGACCAAAGCCCUCGGGCUUUCUGUGGGGCUGAAUCAGAUCAUGAAAGAAGCUAUAAGUAGGUGAGCAGUCCCAAGGGGUGGCACUAAGCCACGUAGGAAGUCUCUUCUGUGCGGUAGUCUUUGAGGAACAGUCUCAGAGAUUGUUAAAUAUUGAAGGAAAUAUGAACUUCAAAAAGUGGGUUUUAAUUUAAAUAUCAUAAUAGUUGUCGUGUGUAAGAAGUAGAAAGCAUUGAGUUCAACUGUGCCGAAGGGAGGGCGAUGCCUGGCUACAACUCAUACUGAGCUCUGCCCCUUUCUGGGAGCUCGUAGGGCAGCCCAGAUCUUUCUUAGGGUAUGCCUUCUAUUGGAACACGAGUUCUUAGGGUGUGACUUUUCAAGCUGAGAUGUCUGCACAUGAAAGAAUUUGAGCUUUCAAAGAACUCCGGGCCUUUGCUUACCUCCUCUUGAAUUGUAGGGAUCUGAACUACUCGGAAAAGACGAAUUUACGCCGCUUUUCCAAAGGUGGGAUCUGGUUCCUUUGUUUGUACUGAAAGAUUGAUCAGAGCAGGUAAACAGACAUUUGGUGCGUAGCUGAUUAUGAGCUAUGGAAAAAUGGACAUCUUUUUUAGUUGUUCCUAAAAGAUCAGGCUUAGGAUUCAAAGCCGUAACGCAUUUAUUGUGGUAACGCAAACUGAAGUCAUGUGAAUCGAGAACCAUAAGGGUUCCAUUAGCACACAUGGAAAGUCGAGUUGGGUCUGUAAUAGCACUGACAGUAAGUCCCAUUCAGGAGCAUUACUUCUUAAAAAUUAAACAAACCUCUCAAGUGGCUUAACGUGUAGCUGACAGUGCCAGCACGCUUCAAUUUCCAUUCAACCUGAAGUUGCCACACUCUCCAUUCUAAAUGGAAAUAGUGUUCUGCUGAUGUCACUGGCAAGCCUCCUUUUCUCCCAGCAAAAAUGUUUGUGUUACAGUGACUUCUUGAUCCCUGAGAAUACGUUUGUCUUGGUGAUCUGCUUCAGAUGCAAAUUGCUAUACCAGUCAGCUUGUGGGAAGAUAAAACCUUUCUUUAUUUUUAGUUCUGUCCAUUUAAAUCCAACGUGCAGUGCUAGAUGUUGGAAUCAGCGUGGAUUCUUUCUGCUCGGAAGCCUCUGGGAAGAGAUGUCUCACCCCAGUGCUCAAAGGCUGCUUCUAAUUCUGUUGUUUUUUUAAUGUUUUCUUUAAGUGAUACCUAUGGAACGUGUUAGCCACCAAUUUGGGAAAUCUCCCUUGUAUCUCAGUCUUCUGUUUCUCUUGUUUCCUCCCCUGGCCUCAAAGCAGCAGCACAGCUGUGCCAGGAUACCCAGGACUGCUUUUCUGCGCCUCGUCCUUUCAGCCCCAUUGGAUGCUCAGCAGGAGCCGCUCAGUUCACACACGCAGUGCGUUCUGCCUUCCAAGAGCUUUCCAUCAGGCGAGAGGCUCUCUUCUUUUUGCCUGUUUCAAAUGUACCGUUCUACGUGUCCUACAAGAAGUCUUCACGCACCUCUCCAGGUAUUCAGGGAGAAGAAGUCCAUUUUUCUGUUGCCAUCAGACUCAGUGCUUCGUGCAGUGGUCCAUGAUGGGACCACUCAGGAAAAUACUCUUAGCUGUGGUUUCCAGCACAAGAAAUGUUGCAAAUCUGAGCUUAAAAAAAUCAAGUUUGGCUGCUGCACAACACUUUCUCAGUUGAUUCCUUAUUAUUUAACACUUCUCUGAAGUUCAAGUCUUUUUUUUUUUUUUUUUUUGUCUCCCCCCUUCAAUACAGCCUUCAUCCAAAAGACACUGCCAAAUGCUUUACAAGUAGUACAGAGAAAGAGAAAUUGUUUCUGGCACCUAUUGCAGUAGUCAGCAUUGAGCAUCCCGCUUACCCAGCUCACAAAGCACAGAGCCUUAUUUUGUUAGGAUGUACAAAUGCUUCUGCUAUCAAACAAGCAAAAGGACAGCCAGCCCACCUAACCUGCUACCAGCUAGCCACCAAGGUGAGCUUACUGAGCCACUGAGCUUGUAGUUGUAUCAAUGGACACCAUUUGGUCAUUUAUAUUUCUUGCGAAAGAUGGUGGUCCCAUGGUGUGAGCUUUGAUAGCGUGGUAUCAGAAUGUUGUCCCAGUUAUGCCUACCGAUCAGUAAUUCAGAAGGCUCUGCACUAGUGAAGUGCUGGGAGGAGAGGUGCCUUCUGUUUUCUGCUCCAUACUUCCACUCUCUUCCCUCUCUUUUUUUUUUCCAAGGUUGGCUUGGUAUUAUGUCAUUUCAGAUGGACAAGAUUAAGUGAAAUCCUGCUUUGGGUUUCUGAUGCUCUCCCCUCUGUUUUGUGUUAACACUGAGAAUUUGUUUCUGUGUUGUUUGUGGCUGAGGCCUUUUUCCCCACCCCCUGCCUGAGAUGGCUCAAGAAAUGCUGAACAGAGUGCUUAAUGAUUUCCAGUGUUUUCUCUUGACAUUUUAGUUUAGGAGAAUGAGCAAUGCCUCCACUGGGGACUUCCCUGGCAGAUCCACGUCUGAACAGCCAGGGCUGGCUUCCAAGAACAUUAAAUUCCAGCUGCUUUUCCAUCCAAGGCAAGAUAGGUUAUGCAUAUUUGGUGCCUGGCUUAACGCUGCAAGGGACAUAAUUUUCAGUGGUAUAAUGGACCGCUUGAGCCUCUCUUGUCAACUGGGAGUUUGAGUAUGCAGCGCGUUUGGAAAUGCAGCCCAUCCUUACCCAGCAACUAGCAAGGGAGAAAUCCAGACCUGCCAGUCGCUAUUUCAGCCUGUGACUUCUGCUCGCCUUUGUCCCAUCCGAGCGCGGUAAGGCAGAGCUUGUGUGCUCUUCUGGAGUUGGCUCCGCGUCUGCAGCUGCACGUUGAAAGGUACCGCAGUGUUUUCAGAAACCCAAAAGGUAGCCAGUCUCCAGCUGGUAAAAUUGUCAUCGUUCAUCAACUGAUUGAACUGUGGAAAUUUACCCAAGUAGAGGAUCAGGUCCAGUGUACACAGCUGGGAACCGAGCUGAGCUCAGUAGCUAUCUGUGCUCAGUGCUAAGCACCGGCCAACUGGGUUGCGCACGACUUUCUGCUAGGUAGCAGUGUGUCGAUCAAUGUCCUCUUGUUCGCUUGGAUCCAUGUUGUCUCCCAUUGCUCUGUCCCUUCUCUGUUCUCCUUUUCCUUCUAACUAAGCAACGUCUUACGGGCAGCGAGAGGGCGAGCCACAAUAGAUGAAAACAGAUCUGUUUUUGUGAUGUUUCUGGGGAAAACGUUCCUGCCCUUACACUUGAACUUCUCUAAGAGUGGUUAUAUUUCAUUACGCAUCUUAUCCUUGUUUGUGAAACAAGCAUGAGCUGUGCUUGCUAUGAGUUCAGUAGAGAAAAGAAAUGGAUAUUUGGGGAAGAUUGUUCCUCACUUGACAGCAUUAUUGUAAGCAAGGAAAUUUAAAGGAGGUUUUGCUUAGGCCCUCUAUUUUUCUCUGACUUUGUGUUCGUAUUUUUUUCCUGAAGUUUGUCUCAAGGUCUGCAUGAAGACCCAAACCUCUAAAAUGCUUUAAAGUCGAUCUCUCUCUGCCCGCGUGUAUUCAGCUAGCGUGGUAAAAUGUUUUGUUUCUCUUUUUUCUUUCCAGAGUCUAUGAGAUCAUUCAAGUACGGAGACUUGGCAGCCUCCAUGUACGUACAAAGACGGCUGUUUGAAUUUCAGACUAAGUGUCGUUCUGGCUAAGGAUGAAUUAUUUGGUGUGUUACAUGAGGAUUUGCUGCUUUAUCUGGCCUGAAUAAGCAGGAGCAAUGGUUGUGGUCAUCAUCAGUUCAGAAGGCAGGUUCAUUUUAUAGACAUGAGUCUUGAAGUCUGUUACAAAGAGAUCCACUGCCUGAAGUGUGCUGAGGUGCCAGGGUCAUGUGUGCCAUCUGCAUCAUCUGUGCAAAGGGUGAGUGCUGUGCCCCUGUGAACUGCGUGGAACGCUGAAGGGGAGCAUUAAUGAGCAUUGCAGAUUGAUUUACAACACCUGGGUCCCACUUAAAAUAGCGUUACAAGAAGUAAAGCCUCUGUAUAUCCAAGCCUGAGAAGGCUGAUAGGAUUUUAUUUGCUUCUGAAUUCUGCAGCAUAGAUGAAGAGUGCACACCACCUCUCUCUCUUCAUUUCUGUUUAAGUUAUUUGUGCUAGUCCAUCUUUGCUGACAUUAGUGGCACUAUAAAAUACAACUGCCCUGGCUUUGGUCCCUUUAUUCACACGCUGUAGAUGAAUGUCAGAAGGCGUUUGCAUAUAUUUCUUACAUUGGCAAAUUGCUUUGUCUUUCAAAGAGUACGUGUGCCAUUCACAGUGCAGGUCUGUGCUUUCUUUGUGGACUGCACUUGAGAAGUGCUAAAAGCGUAAGGGUACAUUGUAUACAUAUAGCUUCCACAUGCUGUUGAUUAUGUUGUCCCAUCUUUCACAUCAGAAGAGUCAGGAAACCAAGACGUUACUGUUGAUCACACGUUGGAAUGCAUUGUUAAAGCCGUGUGCUUACAAAAGAAAAAGUUGUUCAUCCUUUGGCCUUGUUUCAAACCAGGAAACAAGACUGUCAAAGUCUGUGUGAAAGAGCUGUCAGAGCCUUCUGCUGUUUACUGGUAGGUAGAGAGGGUUGUGGAGACAAAGGCAGGAAACCAUUCUUGAACAGAAGAAGCACAAUCAUAGAAUCACAGAAUGGUUUGGGUUGGAAGGGACCUUAAAGCACACCCAGUUCCAGUCCCCCACCAUGGGCAGGUUUGUCCCCCACCAGAUCAGACUGCCCAAAGCCCCAUCCAACCUGACCUUGAGCACCUGCGGGGAUGGGGCACCCAUGGCUUCUCUGGGCAGUAGUCUAUAUAAAGUUAAAGGCUAUACAGGGAAGAGUUAUAGUGAAGAGUUGCUUCCUUGCAUCUAAUCUAAAGCUGCCAUCUUAAAGCCAUUAACCAUUGUCUUAUCCAUACAUGCCAUUGUAAAAGGUCCCUCCUCAGCUUUCCUGUGGGCCCCUUUAGGUACUGUAAGGCUACAGUGAGGUCUCCCCAGAGCCAAACUUGAACAAGCCCAACUCUCAACCUUUCUUCAUAGGAGAGGUGCUCCAGCCCUCUGAGCAUCUUCGUGGCCCUUCUCUGGACCCAGUCCAAGAGGUCCAUACCCUUCUUACACUGGGCGCCCUCGAGAUGAGCACAAUAUUCCGGACAGGGCCUCAAGAGAACAGAAAUAGAAUUCAGUAAUAAUACGAAAAUCUGAACAGGAAAACUUCCAGAUUAAGUUAAAUAUAUAUAUAUAUACUGACUUUUGUGUAAGAUUUUGUGAUCGUCCUCAUCUCUUAAAGAAGGGUGGGGGUGCCGAGUUGUGUGUUGGUCAACCAAAGGGCUCCGUCUCUGCUUCCUGUUUAGUCUCAAUGCAGGCCUUGUGCUGGCAGGGCAGAACCAAAAUGAGGUGCUAGUGAGCUGAGAGCUAUUGGUUCUGGGUUGCUGGGAUCCCUGAAGGGGUCAAGACUGGGAUUUUGUUUUGUUUGCGCACUCGGGAUAAAGUGCUGGAGUAAUAUCUUGGGCUGUCUUUGUCAGGAGCUUUAGCUGCUGCCUUCCUUAGCGUUUGUGUGGAUAUCUUUCCAACAUUUGGUGCACUGCAAUUAAGUCAGCGUCGGAAGCUGUAAGAUGAAAGAUGAGUGGGAGGGGAGAGAAAAAUAGAGCGAUAACCAAAGGCUGUUGCCAGCAAGAACUAAAGAAACAGCACCAAAUGAUUGGCAAAGUACCCUUUGGCUUCUUUCAUACAGUCCUUCAUCACAAGCAAUAAAGCACCUCUUGAGUUGUUCUUCGCCUACUGGUUGUAAAUCCUAAUGCCUGUGUUCCCAGACCUCACAACAGCCUCUGCUCUCCGGGAGUCCAACUGCUGGGCACGUGGAGCAGACAGAGGAGUCAAAAUGACGAUGGGAAGAGUAGCAAUCACUGAAUUUCUCACUCUCCACCAGGGAAUCUGCUGUGAGUUCUGGGAGGUGGAAAGAAGGCAGCUCCUCUGGAAACACUGUUGGCUUCUAAUAUGAUCUGUUUUUCACAGCCAAAGAAGGGGGAGCAGCCACCUUCCCCCCGAACAGAGCGUGUGGAAGUGAUGUCCUCAUUUCUCUUCUGCCUCACCAGGUGAACCCUGAGGCUGAGGGGAAGGGAGGAGAACAGAGGGCCCAGGAGAAUGGGAGAAGCUGGCAAAGGCUGGACUGAAUGUCUGCAUAGUUAGCAAAGGACGUGGCCUGGAAAGGGAGACCUCGGUGUCGUGGAGGGCCCUUGCCUGAAUGUGAUGCCUAUAGGCCAUAUUUUAAAACAAAACACUAACACAUUCAGCCUUCCUUGCUUUUGCUCCAAAUCACUGCAGCCGUGAGCUCCACCAGUGCAGACCUCCCUCACGAAAGCCACGGUGAUGUCACGUCCAGCAGCACAGGAGGGGAUCAGAGCGUGCUCCUACCCAUUCAGCACAGCCCCGAGAGCUAAAGCUUUGGUCGUGGGCUCAUUUGGAAGCUUCGUGCUUUAUUCCUCUUUGUGUUUAUGGAGCAUCAGUGGAUUAACAUCAGAAAAAGACAAAAGCAGUAACAUUUGACCUCCAGACAUGGCGCUGUCUUCUUUUCCUUCCUCGUUGUCCUCAUCUUUUCACAGUAAAGAAGCAGAGUAAAACAUUCGGUGUUGGCUUCCAGGUGAUCUGUUCUUUUUCACCCUUCUCCUCCUCCCCCUGGGGAUGGAGGCCCUCACCAUCCUUUGAGAUGUCAGGAAUUCUAGGCGAAGAUUUAUGCAGCAGCAUAAAGAGGCAUUAGACCAUGUAGUGAGGGUCAGACAUAUGGUAGCAAUGAUUGCACAGCCCUGUAAAGCAGCCUCCCUGCAAAGCCCUGGACGCGUUGCGAGAAGUCUUUCCUUGGCAGCAAAGUGCUUAAAGAUGACCUCGUGUCCUGAUCCGGCCAGGUAUGUGCUGCACACAACAAGUAUGGGAACAAACGAUGCUGUUUUCCUUUCCCAAAGCAAGUUAACUUCACUUCUGUGUGGAAAUGAGAUUGAAGCCCGUGUUUUCUUUCUCUCUUGACUGCGCUCCGUUAGCUGUUGAGAAUAGCAGCUCCUCAGGUCUCUGGUAAUGCAGUCUUCACCUCAAAUAGGGAUUCUAAAAUAUUUAAGCAUUUCUCUCCUGAGGCUUCUUGCUUCCUAUUUGUUUCUUGUUGCUAAGCAAUGCAUUUAUACCCCCCAAAUUAAAAUUUACAGCUCUCAAAUUGUCCCUCAGCCUUAUUCUCCAAACCUCACAUCUGUAAUGGGUUUUCCAUCUGCCACUUUUCCCAGGCCGCCCCAUCCAUCCUCCAGUCUGCAGAGGAAAAAGCCUUGUGGUGGUGGAGGGUGUUUUUUUCCCCCUUUUUUUAGCCUCCAUCUGUAAUUAAUUUUCUUGCAAAGCCACAUCUGUCUGUAUGGGGCAGGGGAAGUGGGGAAAGCGAGGUAAAAAGUGAAGUCACUCUCUCCCUUUCCCAGUAAAAUGCAGCGUUUGGCAAAUGCAAUUGUAGUUCCUCGGGGCAUUUUAGUCUUUCCCUUCCAUUCUCCUGCCCUCGCCACCCCUUUCUCCAGCGCAGUCGAACAGAAAGGUGCAGUGCUGCUGCCGGCGCUCAGCUGUAGUUCAGCCGGUGUGGAGCUUGUGGGUUUGGUCUGUGCUGCAGCCCACAUCUGACACUGCAGGGUGUUUCUGCUGCUGGGGUUGCUGCAAACGCCGCUGGCGUCCUCCGGAAAACUUCCUUCUGUCAAUAUUUGAAUUUUCAAAGCCGUGCUAAAUAGCUGCCGUGAUGUUUCUCUUUGAAAGACCAAGAAAUAGCUACAGUGGUCCCACUCAAUAUCCCUUCUCUGCCAUCGCUCGGUGCAGCUGUUCCAGAAAUUUUAAUGUUCUGCAGACCACCGGGGAGCUUCAAACAGGAGCGGGGCUGGCUGUGAGGCUGGUGGCCUGCCUGCUGCAGGAAGGGAAGGGGAAAGGAGGAGAAAGAACCUGCUGUCUUGGCCCGUCCAGGAUGAACCCGUACCACAGUGGCUGCAGUCUUGGUGAAGACGCUCUUCUUUGGGGCACGUGAUCUUCCUCGCUUUCCCCUUGAGAGCUGUCAGUGGAAGAGAUGUCCUUCUCCUCUGCCUCUGGAAGCAGCUGGCGGAGGUCCCAGAGCCUGGCCUUCCAUUGGGUCGCUGUCAUCCCAUUACAUCACCUGCCACCAUCGCAUUCCAGCUCUUCCAGCUUCCUUCAAAUUGAAAAAGCAGUCACGCGGUUUAGCAGGUCAUCCUAUAGAAAAGUCCUUGAAAUGGGCGAUGGCAAGGAAGGCUGGCCACUGAGCAGCCACUCAGCCCAGCCCACAGGCCAGCUUCUGCUUCACCGUAACCUCAUGAGCUGAGAGAUGCUGAGCUGGGGAGGUGAUGCUGACCUGGGGAGUCCGGGUCUCUGCUCUCAGCCUCUGGGCUUGGCUGCUCAUGGGGCUUACGACAGGUUUGUAAUGGAAAGUAACAGCACACUGGUUCCCUGUGCAGGAGAAACAUGAAAACCUUGAGCUGUGUGGGAAAUCGGACCCUCAGAUACAUUCGGACAUCUGGGUUUCCACCUUGUACUCCCAGAGCUUGAGCUGGAUUCUGGCUGGAACACCGCUGCUGUCAGCAGUGCUGACCUGCGUGGCCAGCAGCUCGUCCCUGCUGCCACAACGGUUAUGCAGCCGGUUGGUGAGUUAGAUGGGGUAAUUAAUCUGUGUUAAACAUACCUCCUUUCUUUGCCAGAUUACUUUUAACCAAGGUCACUUCUGCAGUUCACUUGACAACAGCCUGGGCAGCGGCACACUACUGGCACAGCCUGCGGACUGCUAUAGGGAUGGGAGGACAAACAGUGACAAGUAAGUUGAUUCUGCCAAAGACACACUGCUUGCCAUUCAUCCCAGCAUGAAAUGACCCAAAUCUGAAAAAACACUGACACCCUGUGGAGACGUACAGAGGGACAUCGUGCAGCUCUUACUGGCCCUUGUUGCUACCAUAGGGUUAAUAAUUAAGUUAUUUCACGUCCUGUUUUAGAUGGGCCAUUUUUCUAACUUCUUCCAAAUUCAUCACUUUAAAAAGUCGUUAAGAAAAACAGUCGUUUAACCCUUUUCAAUUAGAUUCAUUUUUUAAUCUUGUAGCUAAAACCGAAACCGUUCAUUUGUUAAGAAGGGCAUUUCUUGGUAUGAGGACGAAUAUUCUUGAAGAUGCAAAGAAUGUACCCGGAAUGGUUGGGUUGCACAAAGGCCGUUCUUCCGCACACCUGGAAUCAUAGAAUCAAAGAAUAUCCCAUGUUGGAAGGGACCCAUGAGGAUCAUCGAGUCCAAUUCCAAGUUGGUUGGUUGUGUGUGUUUCUGACGGUGCUUCUGGGCAGAGACUGCCUCAGUUAAAACUAAAGAAUAGAUACGUGCAUUUCCCUUUUGGCUUGAGUUGAGCACAGGGUCCCCAUCUGGAUCAGGGGUGGGUGGCGAGGAGUGUCUUGCUGCUCUGAGUGCAGCCCUGCAUUGCACAGGAGAUGAUGGCAGGAUGUGAGGGUGCUUCUGUUUGUUACAGCCACUGAAACACAGUAAAGCCAAGUGUUCGAAGUCCACUGCUCACCUUGUAUAGUAAUUUCCUUCCAGGACGAUCAUGUGCUCGUUUCUCUUGUGUUUGCAUUGCCUGCUUUGUCUUUGGAGAGGCCUUCUACCGUAGAGGAAGUUCACAUUCAAGUGUAAUGAAGCCCUUUAAAGAUAGCAUCUCACUUCUCAUUUGCGGCCAAGUUGCAAACUUACUAACCAGUCAUGUCAGCCCUCCCUUGAGCUCCGUGCUUUCACCUGGGUGAAGAUGGAUAUUUAAUAUUCAGUGUGGAAGCAAUGAGCUGGCCCAGCAGUGUGUGUGUUUGUAGCAGGGAGCCCUAUCUCGGUGAUGGGGUUUCCGUGCAGACCCAGCACGUCCAUUUGUAGCAAGGUUUGAGAUGUUAAGAGUCUAUAAAUACCUGUCAAGUUCUUAUGGAGAGACCCAGCUUCCAAGACUGGAAACGCUCACGGAAACGGGAUUACAGACUCAAAUGGCAAACAGCUCAGCCUCAACAUGGCUGAGGGUGCUUUUUUCCCUCCCCUCGCCCCCCAGAAUGCCCCCUGGGUGUGUUCCAAAUGCAAUAUUCCCAGCCGUGCCAGCUGCAGAUGGGGUGACAUGCGCCUCCCCUCUGCCGGGCUGCCUUGGGCCCUAAGAGCCAUCGCUGACAGAGCUGUAUUUCCUUUCAGUUGUCUCCCGGAUUUACUGCGUCGAAGCUGUGCCGCGGCCACCUUCUGAUCAGAAGUGGGUAGAUAAAUCUGCUCCGUGUUCUGCAGUGACUGCCUGCUGCCCUGAAGGAAGCGUGUCAUGUCUGCAAGGAAGCGUUUCAACCUGCAGCCGUGGAGUACGAACAGCAUCAAUCACUCCUUUCCAACAAAGGUUGGGAGUUCCAGGAGAUGCUUCCGUGGCAGUCUGUCUUUUACAGUGCAAGUUACGAAUGAAAUUUAGUAACUAACACCCCGCUCCUCACCUGACCUCCAAUAGACUUCCUGUAACACUGAGAAGAAAGGGUCAGAGGAGAAGGGCCCAGGGUCACCAUGAAGCUGAAGCAGCGAGUUGUGCUGUUGGCCAUCCUCCUUGUCAUCUUCAUUUUCACAAAAGUUUUCCUCAUUGACAACCUGGACACCUCAGCUGCCAACCGGGAGGACCAGCGCGCCUUUCACCGCAUGAUGGCCAGCCUGCGUGUAGAACUGGACCCCCGACUCGACCAUACCUUGCAGUCCCCUUGGGAGAUCGCAGCCCAGUGGGUCGUGCCCCGCGAGGUGUACCCCGAGGAGACACCCGAGCUGGGAGCUGUUAUGCAUGCCAUGUCGACAAAGAAAAUCAUAAAAGCUGACGUGGGAUACAAAGGGACCCAGCUGAAAGCUUUGCUAAUACUUGAAGGAGGACAGAAGGUUGUUUUCAAACCCAAGAGGUAUGCCAGGGAUUAUGUAGUGGAAGGAGAACCAUAUGCUGGCUAUGACAGACACAAUGCAGAAGUGGCAGCCUUUCACUUGGAUAGGAUUCUUGGUUUCCGACGAGCUCCGCUGGUGGUUGGCAGGUUUGUGAAUCUACGAACAGAGAUCAAACCAGUUGCCACAGAGCAGCUGCUGGGUACCUUCAUGACUGUGGGUAAUAACACUUGCUUCUAUGGAAAAUGCUACUAUUGUCGGGAAACAGAACCAGCUUGUGCGGAUGGGGACAUCAUGGAGGGGUCAGUGACUCUCUGGCUACCAGAUGUCUGGCCUCUUCAGAAGCAUCGGCACCCAUGGGGUAGGACUUACCGUGAGGGCAAACUUGCCAGGUGGGAGUAUGAUGAAAGCUAUUGUGAUGCCGUGAAGAAGACUUCACCCUACGACUCGGGCCCCCGGCUGCUAGAUAUCAUUGACACAGCGAUAUUUGACUACUUAAUUGGGAAUGCUGACAGGCAUCACUAUGAGAGUUUUCAGGAUGAUGAAGGAGCCAGUAUGCUUAUCCUUCUGGAUAAUGCCAAAAGCUUUGGCAACCCUGCCCUGGAUGAAAGAAGCAUCCUAGCUCCUCUUUAUCAGUGCUGCAUCAUCCGAGUUUCUACCUGGAACAGGCUUAAUUACCUGAAGAAUGGAGUGCUGAAGUCUGCCUUAAAAACUGCUAUGUCGCAUGACCCCAUCUCACCAGUGCUUUCUGACCCUCAUCUGGAUGCCCUAGACCAGCGGCUUCUCAGCAUUCUGGCUACAGUGAAGCAGUGCACAGACCAGUUUGGGCCAGAUGUUGUGCUGGUGGAAGACAGGAUGACACUGUCUCAUUUGUAAUUGUAGUGGAACACAGAUGAAACUCCCUUUUUAAGAAACAAACAAACAAACAAAAAAAAAAGAGAGAGAGAAAGAAAAACAGCACAAUCAGUUCUGAAAGGCUGUGGCCAAGAGGGACUGAAAUGAACAGGAAAGCUUCCGAGCCAGAGAAACAGAGGUGAUGCUGGCUUUUACCUUGGGCUGACAACAGUGAGAGGUGGGAAGUUUGAGCCUUGCACGGCUCAGUACCUGUAAGGGCAUCAUGGCCAUUGUGGUGUGUCCAUUGCCGGCAGUGGACGUUGCACUGGAUAAAAAUGGCUCUCGGUGUUGGUGGAAUUGUAUGGAAUACAGACACUAAUGUGUGGACUGAUUUUAGAGGGGACAAAUGGAGAUGAACAGUCUGAUCUUCCUCCCUUCUCUUCCCCACAUACGGUCUUGCGAGUUUUGUUUGAUUCAGGGUUGUACAUAAUCAGCUGUGAGCUGGUUAGGUAUUUUACUGUUUCUUUAGAAAAUGAGGAACUGGUGAAUAAAAUAAUUAUUAGACUGAAUAGUUGCACCCCUCACGGGGUGGGAGGCUCUUCGGAAUGCCAUUAGGGGUUGGAGAGGUGACCUCUUAGCUCAGUUGCCCUCCAUAAGAACUGGGAAAGGGGGUUGCCUCUUGUGAUAACGUUUCAGUUUUAUCACUGAAGUCCUAUCAAAGAUUUAUGCACAGGGUUGAAGACUUAGAGGAGGACAGGGUGGUUACAAGCACUUGAAGGUUAAGGAGUUAAAAUAGUUCCCACAUGUCCUUCACCGUUUCCCAUUUGUAAGGAACCUGGCAAGGUCUGAGUUAGGGAAACACCCCUCCAGUCCUAUGUUAAUAUUAACCAAAUUUUUAUUAUAUUGUAGCUGAGGAGGAGGAGGACAGAGUCUGUCCUUGGAAGCAGAUUCCGUUUAGCGAAGUCGUGCUGCUUACUGCAUGCCCUGUUUAAUUUGGAGAAUCUGGAUGUGCCAUGCUGCUGAAAAAGAGGUAUAUUGAUGGACUUCCCAGUAACCUGCAGCCAUGGGAAGGGCCCCGAGGGGUGGAAAGAACCCUGAGCUAAUCUCACAUGGAGAGAGCUUCUUGCUGCUGUCAGCACGGCUCAGUGCUGCCGUUCUGUGGAGCACCAGCAGUUUUUCAGGCCCACCUUCUGCCUGGACUGUCUCAUGGCUGAGCUCUGAAGCUGCGAGCACUUGCAGUAAGAAUUCUGCCUUGCCCAGCUGCUUUCUGCAACCCACACUGCUAUGCUGACAGGAGGGUGGCCAUCCUGGAGUCCUGUUCCUGAUGGUUUUGCUGUAAGGUGAGGAAUUGUCUGUGCCAGUUGGCUUUGCAGAGCGGACGAGCAGCACUCCUCUGUGCUUGUCCUGUCAUCCCUCAGCACUGGGUCAGUCUGCACUGCAGAUGAGCUUGUGCCCAUUGAAACUUGUCACGCUUGUGGUAGGUCUGAACCUGUCUCCAGAAGGGAAACAGCUUCCGUCCUACUUCCAAAUUUACCAACUUCACAUCAGUUUUCAGUUCAGACAGUACGGACCUCAGAAGUAAGGAAAUGGAUCACUUCCCAAAGUGAUCACAUAUCAUUGGAUUUAUGAGCUAGAGCAGCAGAAUGUCAGCUUAAGACCUUUUUCUUGAUUUGUCUGUCAAAAUCUUUCUAGCUCUGCAGCAGGGUGACAGGCAGAUAAGAUGAAGAGCUGCUUCCUGUUGCUUGCACCUGCUGCCAUACCUGAUCAAAGAGGUGUUAGUGAAAGAGUUUAUUUUUAAAAGGAAUUCAGUUUGAAGUCUUUGUACUGCCUGAGCAGAGUAUCUCGAAAGCAGAAUGCAGCUGUUUUCCUGAAAUUGGCUUUUAUGUUCUUCUAGACGUCUUUCAGACUUGGCCACAACACAGACUCACCUCACAGUCAGGUUUGGAGCUAGAAUGACUUAUUGGUGGUGCUAGUUAAGGCUAACACACAGCCAGUUUUUGGACGCCGGUGUUAAACUGGUGCCUGUUUAUUGCUGCACAGGAAAAUGUAAUACGUGCACUACAAGCCAUGGUCCUUUGUGCAUGUAGGCAGUGUGGGCAGUGCCUUGUGUGUCCCCUUAGCACAGAGCCAGGGGCUGGUAGCUGGGUGUGAGCAGGGGCAGGAGCUGCCGAGGGCUGACCUGUCCAUCACUGCCUGCCCUGCCGUGCCCUGUGGGCAGGUGUGAGCUGCUGGGGCUCACACUGCUGGAGGUACUGUGGGCAGCAGGUGGCUAGUGAAUGCUUUCAUUCUGAAGCAGAAGAGGCUUAUACCGAGGCAUUUGGAUGUAAGCUUGUUUCCCAAAAAGUUCAAGAGGGUUUACACAAAUGGGGAGACUGUAAAGCACAUUGGGUUUAUUUUUUUACUCUUUUUUUUUUUUUUUGAGCACUUAAUAUUUUGGGCUGGAUCUACAAAAAUCUGAAGUUUUGAUUUGACCACUCUUAGUCAUUUACGUUUGACUUGAACCACAGAUUUCAAAAAAGCAUCUCUGUCUUUAUGAAAUGAGAUUAAUGUUCAGUGCUUAUGCUUUGUAUGUCAUGGGCUUCUACACCAAAGCUUUUGCAGUCAGAUCAGUCUUGGGGAUGAGUUUUCCAUCAGUAUGUAUAUCAAAGAUUUAAAGCAGUGUAUUGGUUUAGUUGUAAGCAAAGGCCAUGAAAUCAAGCAUCGUAAUUUAGAAGUAAGCAGGAGAUAGGUGCUUUCUUUUUCUCUUUUUGUAUUUGUGUCAUAUUGAUGCUUCUGGUCACUAUAAGCACUGCUGGAGCGUGGUGUUCUGCAGCAGGGAGGAAGAAUCAAUUCCUCUCUUACCCCAAAUCAGGAAGAUCCAAUUUUGGCAUUGUGAUAAUCUCUGGUGCUUUGGCAGCAAUCAUUGUUAUGUUUGAAUAUGGAACCCUGAGAAAUGUUAAACUCAAUUGUAACCAUUGCAAAGGAAAUAAGCAGCAGCAUCCACAUGCAAACCAGAAUCUGCUUGAAUCUCUGAAAGUAGUGCCACUUGUGAGACAGGAGCUAUGUUCUGAAGUCGAUGAGGGUUUUGUGGCACUUCUAAUUCUUGUUCACUUUGCACACUGUAAUUCCUGGCUCCAGAUGUUACGAAACGGUUCUGUCGUGGAUGUUAGUAAUAUCAGAGCGCUCGAAGCACAGAAAUCAAGAACUAAUUAAAAAGAAACAGCAGAUGGCUGAUGAUGCUCUAUCUCUUCCUUCCUAAGUCAGCGCUGGGGCUGGAGGAGCCCCUGAGACUGGCUCCUCUUCCAGCAGCUAGUGAACUGGAGUGUGUCUUGCCAAACAAACUUCAACUGAAAAAUAAUAAUUUAUUAAGAAGGUAAUUUAUUUGCUGUGGCAGUUGGAGCAAGAUGCUUGAAACAGACACCCCUGUUGGAGCUGUCAGAGGAUUGCCCCUGGGAGCAGCUGCACAAAUGGAGGUUGCUAAUAAGAAAACAGAGUGCAAUCACAACUUUCUACUUGUAUCCCCCAGGGUUGGGUUCUGCAUAAAGGAACAUUGUGUGAAUAAAGAUUUUAAUAAAGCA
Molecule: messenger RNA, 23636 nt
Organism: Gallus gallus (chicken)
Lineage: Eukaryota; Metazoa; Chordata; Aves; Galliformes; Phasianidae
Gene: FAM20B
Product: FAM20B, glycosaminoglycan xylosylkinase
Exons: 14
Coding region: 18892-20121 (409 amino acids)
Biological process (GO): protein phosphorylation
Cellular component (GO): Golgi apparatus
Molecular function (GO): phosphotransferase activity, alcohol group as acceptor
Source: RefSeq, a predicted model, not a curated record